UAUGAUUCUUUGAACAAUAUCCAUUUAUAUCACAAGAAAUGAAAGUCUCAAUCUCUCUCUCUCCCCUUUUCCCCACUGUUUUCUCUUUAAUUUCUUUGUCACAUUUCCUCUCUUGAUUUCUUUCUCGUACGUAUGAAGUCGAAAUAGAGUACUACUUCCACAUAUUCUACACAUCUUUGAAAACCCACUGCCCAACUCCAUCUACCCCAGAAACGUUAACCAUGGAGAGAAUCCAACACAGACAUAUUCAAACAAACGGAAUUAACAUCCACGUUGCCGAAAUCGGGGAGGGCCCUGCUAUCCUAUUCCUCCACGGCUUCCCCGAGCUCUGGUACACAUGGCGCCACCAGAUGCUGUCCCUUUCUUCUCGGGGAUACCGUGCAAUCGCCCCCGACCUCCGCGGCUACGGUGAUUCCGACGCGCCGCCGUCCGCUUCCAGUUAUACUGCUUUCCAUAUCAUCGGUGAUUUGGUGGGCUUGUUGGAUGCUCUGGGUCUGGACCAGGUUUUCUUGGUGGGGCACGAUUGGGGAGCUGUUAUGGCCUGGUAUUUCUGCUUGUUUCGCCCCGAUAGAAUUAAGGCCUUAGUUAACAUGAGCGUCGUCUUCCAGCCGAGGAAUCCGAGGAGGAAGCCUGUGGAAUCCAUGCGGGCGAUUCUUGGUGAUGAUUAUUAUAUCUGCAGAUUUCAGAAACCUGGCGAGGCCGAGGAGGAGUUUGCUCGUGUUGACACAGCACAACUGAUCAAGAAAUUUUUAAUUUCAAGGAAUCCAACUCCACUUCGGGUGCCUAAGGAAGUUGGAUUUGGGGGCAGGACUGAUAAACCAAUCAUACUGCCCUCUUGGUUGUCGGAAGACGAUGUUCAAUACUAUGCUACCAAAUUCAACAAGAAAGGCUUCACAGGUGGAUUGAACUACUAUCGAGCUAUGGACCUAACUUGGGAGCUGACAGCAGCGUGGACUGGUGUGCAAAUAAAAGUACCCGUGAAGUUCAUUGUUGGCGAUCUUGAUCUCACGUAUAAUACACCAGGUGUUAAGGAAUAUAUACACAACGGCGGCUUCAGAAAACAGGUACCAUUUUUGCAAGAAUUAGUUAUCAUGGAAGGAGUGGCUCACUUUCUCAACCAGGAAAAACCAGAGGAAAUCAGUCAACAUAUUUAUGACUUCGUCCAGAGGUUUUGAUCUGUUUCUGGGUUUCCCAUGCCACAUUCGGGUAAAUCGAGCUGGAAAUGAUAAAGAAAACCUUUUACCCAAAUUAAGUUUCGCAACAGAAAGAUAAUCAUAUUGUAGUAUGUUAUACUCGUUAUGUAAUUAAAUUGGAUUUAGUUUAACUAGGUCUUGAUUAGAAUUUCAAUAAGAAAUAGUAAGGUUUUGUAUUGCUAUGCAGCUCAA
Molecule: messenger RNA, 1385 nt
Organism: Sesamum indicum (sesame)
Lineage: Eukaryota; Viridiplantae; Streptophyta; Magnoliopsida; Lamiales; Pedaliaceae
Product: epoxide hydrolase 1
Molecular function (GO): catalytic activity
Source: RefSeq, a predicted model, not a curated record